UAUAAAAGCACCGUGUGGAGAUGGCGCUCUAGCAGCAACAACGCCGGACGCGGAGUGAUUUAUGCGCCGCAUGUAAUUCCCAGAAGGGAACCGGUUCAGCUGCCGAGAUGGAUUCGAAGAGUAUUGUGCUGAGGGUCCAGAAGCUCAAAGAGCGACUCGGCCAUGCACAAGAUACACGCAAGAUUAACAAAGCUCUCAGCAGCUUAAAGGAGCUUGACAUCACACUGGAUAUUCUUGUGGAAACUGGAAUUGGAAAAACUGUGAAUGGAUUAAGGAAACACUCUGAAGUGGGAGAUGUUGCUAAAUCAAUUGUUGUUCAGUGGAAAAAAUUGGUACCGGAGGGGAAAGAAGAACAAAGCAACCUUUGGCUAACCCAUUUUAGUUCCAGCAAAGAUAAACCAAAAAUCAAGAAUGGUAAUGACCUCAUCAGAGAAAAGCUAUCGCAUACAGUUUCAAGAGAGAAGACUGAGUUUAAGGAGAAGACUGUUGCGACAAAAUGCCUUGAGUCUGGUAAAACUGCUGCUAGCUGUGUUAACAAGAAGCUGCCUAAGGAACAAAAGACUCAGAAAAUCCUAAAUCGUAAAAAAGAGCGCAUCCAUGAUACUGGUAAUUCACACAUUUUUAGAGAAGAGAAAAGCACUGAAAAAAUGCAGGAGAAACACAAAUCUUCCUUGUCCAGAGACAAAAAGAGCUCUCCAAAAGAUGAAAUGACUAAAAUAAACCAUAUACAGGCCUCUAAAGGAGAGUUAAAUAAAGAUAAUAAAAUGGAAGGACUUGAAAAGAAAUCAAAUCCUACAUUUUCUGAUGAUGACUAUGACUCCCCCACUAUGUCCUUCGAAUCGUACCUUAAUUAUGACCAAAUAUCAAUUAAAAGGAAAAAAAGAUCAUCCCCAUCAAAUGAGCCCCCGAGAAAGGUUCAAGUGUGCAAACAGUACUCCAGUACAACAUUGUCCAAGACUGAAACCACACAGUCAAUCUCACAGACAAAUAGUGAUAAACAAAAAAUAAAAGCUGAAAGUCCUACAAAUGAGUGUUUUCAGGGCAAGAUAGGGUCAUUAUCCGAUUUGCUUAAUGUCCCACUACCUAAAUUUUUACCAGACUAUUCCAUAAUGCUGUCGCCACCACAAGCUACAGACCAUAAAGCAGACCUCUCGGAAGCUUUAACAGAACAGAGCUGUGAAUCAUCUUGUUUUACUGGACGCAGGUUAAAUUCCAAAAUGCAGGUGUAUUCUGGAUCCAAAAUAGUUUAUCUUCCAAAAAUGUUAACCCUAUAUGAACAAUGCAUACGAGUUCUUCAAAACAAUAUUGACUCUAUUCAAGAAGUCGGGGGUGUACCAUUUGAUAUUUUUCAACCUGUCCUUGAACGCUGUACACCAGAGCAGUUAAACCGAAUUGAAGAAUGUAACCCGGUUUUUAUUGAGGACUCUGGACCCUUAUGGAAAAAACACUGUGCAAAGGAUUUUAAGAGCCACAAACUCUUAGAAUACGAGACCUGGCGUGAAAUGUACCUAAGGCUUUUUGGUGAGAGAGAAGAAAAACUAAAAAUGAUAACGCAAAAUAUCAGUUCUGCUCAUUCUGGCAAACCAAAAGGUCGUCAGGUAAAAUUAGCUUAUAUAAAUGGUGUAGCCAAACCUCCGCGUAAUAUUCGGCGACGACAGGAGAUUCUUGGGACAGCUGGACCAAUUGUACAGCCUCAUCCAAUCGAUAAACUCAAGCAGCAGAAGAAUGAAAAUAAAGACAAAUGUGUUACAACUCAGAAGCAAAACACACCAGCUAGCAUGGUUGUUAAUAACAAUAUCCAUUCUGGAGGACCAAGCCAAGAUCCAAAGAAGACUGUGAGAAAAAUUGCUCCAAUGAUGGCAAAAUCAAUGCGAGCCUUCAAAAACAGAGUUGGGCCAAGAUAAAUAUACUAAUAUAUCCUAAUUUGUGUUGCCAAAAUUAUGUAAACAUUUAAUUUUUCUUUAGUUUGACAAAAGCCAUUAAUGUAUGUAAACCAGUAUUCCUAUUGUAAUAAAGAGAAAAGUGAGAACUGC
This is a messenger RNA of Xenopus laevis (African clawed frog), 2033 nucleotides long. Its product is annotated as elongin-A. NCBI's taxonomy places the organism in Eukaryota, Metazoa, Chordata, Amphibia, Anura, Pipidae. The record is from RefSeq and is a predicted model, not a curated record. The transcript has 11 exons. Bases 108 to 1904 code for a protein of 598 amino acids.